Molecule: messenger RNA, 1431 nt
Organism: Malassezia sympodialis ATCC 42132
Lineage: Eukaryota; Fungi; Basidiomycota; Malasseziomycetes; Malasseziales; Malasseziaceae
Source: the annotation of a RefSeq genome assembly
AUGGCAUGGGCCCCCCGCGGCGCGUCGCCGCCGCCGCCGCCGCCGUUCGACGCGAGCGCCACGCGCAAUGGAGGCGUGUCCACUGCGCCCGCGUCGGCCGCGAGAGCCGGUGAGGCGCCGGCGCCGGGGGCCGCGGACGCGCAGCGGGCGCCCAAGCGUGCCGCAGAGAGCGACGAGCCCCUGUCGAAGCGGCUGCGUGAGGGCCUGGACAGCCACGAUGCGGCGCUAGGUGCCCGGUCGCUCGAGUCGAUCCGGGAGCUGCACCCCGAGUUCCACGAGGCGUCUCAGGCGCCCAUCGUGCUCGACGCGGCGCUGCCGCUCAUGCUCAAUGCGGCGUCCUCGAGUGUGGCACUGCGCGAGCCUGCGCGCGCAAACUCGCGCGCGCGGCGUACGAAGCCUGACCAGGAAAAGGCCCGCGCGCUGUUUGUGGCGGCGCAUGCGGGCCAGACCUACGAGCAAAUGGUGCUGGAGCACGCGUACUCGAGCGACCGCCUGUUCUGGCUCAAGGAGGCGUAUGGCCUCACGUGGCGCACGGGGCGCUGGAGCGACGACGAGGAGGCGCGCGCGACCGAGGCUUUGCGGCAGUUCUGUGACCACUACAAGCUGACGCAGGCAGGCCUCGACGAGCUGAUCUGGCACCGCAAGCCGGAGCAGAAGCACAUGCACGAGGAGCUGUGGAAGCACAUCUCGCUCUCCGUCGGCACACGCCCGAACUAUGCGGUGCGCAUGCACAUCAAGAGCAUGCGCAAGGACGUGGUGCGGGGCGGCCACUGGACGCCCGCGGACGUGGAAGCGCUCGCGGCGGCCGUGAGCGAGCUGGGGCACCAGUGGGAAAAGAUCGGCGCGCGCCUUGGGCGCUCGGGCAAUCACUACUGGCGCGAGCAGGUGCAGAGCCGCGCCGGCCCCGCGCCGCAGGGCGCGUUCCGGGCCGAGGAAGAGGCGGCGCUGCGGCAGGCCGUGCUUGCGUGCUGCGAGGAGGUCGGGUGUGCGCCGGACGGCCCGAAUCUGCCGUGGACGCUUAUCCACGAGCGCCUGGGCCCGUCGCCGCGGCGCAUCAGUGUGCUGAGCCGCAAGUGGCGCGGCAUGCUGAGCGCUGAGCGGCGCAUGUCGGAGGAGCAGAACACGCGGUGGUACGCGCCGCACGACGACCACAUCCUGCUGCAGCGGAUCCGCGCGCAGUGCCGGCACAGUGCAGCGGACAUUGACUUUGACAAGCUUGCGACGCCCGAGUGGCAGUGGCCUAUGUACGUGAUCAAGAAGCACUGGGUCGUCAUGCUGCGGAAGCGCGCGCCGAACUUCCAGGGCACGCUGGACGAACUGCUGGACUAUCUGAGCGCGCGCGUGCCAUCGCCCGAGGAGUACAAGAUGCUUGCUUCGGGCCGGCGCAGCGCCGGCGCAGCGCGCGGCGCGAUCGAGGCGUACCGUUCAUAG